AGCGGCGCCGCUCGGCACAUCAACAAAUAAAAGCAGCGAGCCGAGUGAAAGAGCGAAAGAGCCAGCGGCUGCGAACGCACCACUCGCGCCACCAUGGAACAGACGGACAAUAUGGGCCCGAUUUUCACGACUGCCGAAGACCAGAGCCGGAUCAUAGAAUUGAAGCGGCUAGAGUGUAGCAUCAUGAUAAAUCAAACGGAACUGCGGCAAGGCCACUGUCCACCUGUGUGGGACACCAUCAUGUGCUGGCCAGCCACGCCACCCGGUGAACUCGCCAUCUUGCCCUGUGCCAACUACAUCGCUGGAUUUGAAUACUCUGGGUUUGCCAGUCGUCUGUGCACAAACGAGUCAACGUGGUUCGCCAACGAGCAGAACGAUCAUUGGACCAACUAUUCGAUGUGCUUCAACCACCCGCUGGCUACGGUCGUCAUCAAGCUGGCCGAUGUCGCAAACGUUUCGCACACAAUUGAGUGGAUGCCGAUUUUGAAGCCGGUGGUUCACGUGGGCUUCGGCUUCAGUUUGCUCUCUCUGCUGAUCGCCUUCGGUAUCUUAGCAACGACAAAGAAACUGAGGUGCCCACGCAACACGCUGCACAUGCACCUCUUUUCCUCCUUCAUCUUGCGCGCUUUCAUGGGGUUAAUGAAGGACACGCUGUUCGUCGAAGGCCUCGGACUCAACUCGGACAUCGUCGUCAAGGGCAACGACACCUUCUUCAGUCAGCAAGAGAGGAACUGGGCGUGCAAAAGUGUGACCAGUCUGUGGCAGUUCUCGCUCGUAGCCAAUUACUCGUGGAUCUUGAUGGAGGGCCUCUAUCUGCACAAUCUCAUCUUCCUCGCACUCUUCUCCGACUCGAGCGCCAUCACGCUGCACGUCGUCCUCGGCUGGGGCAUCCCUGUGCUCGUGGUCGGCAUCUGGGUGAUCGUGCGGACUGUCUUUGAGAACGAUUUCUGUUGGACCACCCAAAACACCUACGCCUCCCUCGUCAUCCGCAUCCCAAUCAUCGUGUCAAUUCUGAUCAACUUCGUCUUCUUCCUCAACAUCAUCCGCGUGCUGUUCCUAAAGCUGAAGUCGUGCAUCACCGAGGAGACGCGUAGAUACAGGUAUAGAAAAUGGGCCAAGUCGACGCUGGUGCUGGUGCCGCUGUUCGGCGUGCAAUACGUUUUCUUCCUGGUACUUUCAUGCUUCAUCAAGGACAACCCAAACGUGGAGCUCUUUUGGCUGUUCGCUGACCAGAUCAGCUCCUCUUUCCAGGGUUUCUGCGUGGCGGUGCUGUACUGCUUCCUCAACACGGAAGUGCGCACGGAGCUGUCAAAAAAGUGGCUGCGGAGUCCGUGGCACCAGAAGAAGGGCACCGGCAACCGUAAUGGACGAAACUCGUCCCGCGGCUGGCGCCUGCGGUGGUCACGCAGCUCUUACGUCACCUCCAACAUGUCCAUCGAGUGUCGCAGGGUGGCCAACGACCACGCCCGCCGACCUGCCGUCUGCGUCCCUCUCUGCGAGGAGACCAAGAGGGAUCUUCCCAAAAAGUGCAUCUGUGAAGAUGCGUGCGAAUGCGAAGAGGAGGCGGCAGUAAUUGAGAUGUGAUGGCGCGAUGUGCUUUUCUGCAAAAGACCUAGUUGUGCUUCACAAGAUCUCUAAAACCAAUUACUAA
This is a messenger RNA of Cloeon dipterum, 1651 nucleotides long. RefSeq names its product secretin receptor-like. Gene Ontology annotation, biological process: adenylate cyclase-modulating G protein-coupled receptor signaling pathway; cell surface receptor signaling pathway. NCBI's taxonomy places the organism in Eukaryota, Metazoa, Arthropoda, Insecta, Ephemeroptera, Baetidae. The transcript is spliced from 12 exons. The record is from RefSeq and is a predicted model, not a curated record. Gene Ontology annotation, cellular component: plasma membrane. Bases 94 to 1584 code for a protein of 496 amino acids. Gene Ontology annotation, molecular function: peptide hormone binding; G protein-coupled peptide receptor activity.